AUGUUGUCCGCACGAGUCGCGGCGCGCUCGCUGCCCCGUAUGGGCCAGCGCGGCUUUGCCUCCGUCAACGACUCAUUCCUCACCAAGAAGGUUGAGAUGACCAAUGUGGAGAAGGGCCACUACAUCAACUACGCGGGCAUGAACGAGACCUUGAACAUUGUACGCAAAAGGCUGAACAAGCCACUCACAUAUGCCGAGAAGAUUCUCUACUCGCAUUUGGACGACCCCCACAACCAGGAGCUCGUGCGUGGCCAGAGCUACCUCAGACUCCGUCCCGAUCGUGUUGCAUGUCAGGAUGCAACCGCGCAGAUGGCCAUCCUCCAGUUCAUGAGCGCUGGCAUGGACGCUGUCGCCACUCCCUCCACCGUCCACUGUGACCAUCUUAUUGAGGCCCAGGUCGGUAACGAGAAGGAUCUUGAGCGCGCAUACGACAUCAACAGGGAGGUCUACGACUUCCUGGCCACCUCUUGCGCCAAGUACAACAUUGGUUUCUGGAAGCCCGGCUCUGGUAUUAUCCACCAGAUUGUCCUCGAGAACUACGCCUUCCCCGGUGGCCUGAUGAUCGGUACCGACUCUCACACUCCCAACGCUGGUGGUCUUGGUAUGGCCGCCAUUGGUGUUGGUGGUGCCGAUGCUGUUGAUGUCAUGGCCAACUUGCCAUGGGAGCUGAAGGCACCCAAGGUUCUCGGUGUGAGGCUCACUGGAAAGAUGAGCGGAUGGACCACGCCCAAKGAUAUUAUCUGCAAGGUUGCUGGAAUCCUCACCGUCAAGGGUGGCACUGGCUCUAUUGUCGAGUACCACGGACCCGGAACAAACAACUUGUCUUGCACUGGAAUGGCCACAAUCUGUAUGUACAAUCCUCGCAAUGAUGAAUGA
Ramularia collo-cygni is the source of this 876-nucleotide messenger RNA. RefSeq names its product related to aconitase/homoaconitase (aconitase superfamily). Gene Ontology annotation, molecular function: aconitate hydratase activity; 4 iron, 4 sulfur cluster binding. NCBI's taxonomy places the organism in Eukaryota, Fungi, Ascomycota, Dothideomycetes, Mycosphaerellales, Mycosphaerellaceae. The coding region runs from base 1 to 876 and encodes 291 amino acids. Gene Ontology annotation, biological process: tricarboxylic acid cycle. Gene Ontology annotation, cellular component: cytosol; mitochondrion. The transcript is spliced from 3 exons. The record is from RefSeq and is a predicted model, not a curated record.